CGCAUAGAGCAGGCGGACGGAGGCACAUUCAGCAGAAUGGUAGAAAGAGAGAUGGUAAAUUAUUAAUAUUAUUAUAACCGUAUUUGUAUCAGUAGUGGUAGGACUGAAUGGCACUGACAGCUACUUGGAGGGAAUAACUGGAGUCUGAAGAUGAAAAAUGGCUUUGUGAGGAAUUCCAGAUGACAUGAGAUCCUUGGGUCCCAGCAGUAACUUCUGCACAGAAUGGCAGUAUGUCUUUUAUGUAAAAGCUCAGGGAGGUGGAGGACGGGAUGGUGUGUCUCAGCGGUCAAGAGUCUUUCUGCUAAUCAUGCACUGAAGCCCCUGCUUCCCCCCCUCUGCCUGGUGGUUGUGGUGAUCUAUAGCCUGGCAGACAAACUCAGAAACUUUGUGGCCGGCAUCUUCAUCCCUCAGUACCAUUACCCGUAUGCUGUGGCUCUCUGCUUUGCCCAGGUUCUGAUCUCCUUGUUAGUCUUAAAUCUCCUCCAUGUCCUGGGUCUGGUGCCUCUGAAGCAUUAUUCCAGUUCACUGGGUGAGAGGGUGCUGGUCCCUGCUAUCUGUAACAGCAUCCACGCUGUGCUGGCCAUGUGGGCCAAAGCCAACAGUUUGUAUGGUGGCCUCUUAUCCCUCACCCUGCCUCUGCUUCCUCUGUUAACUGUUGGCUUUAGUUUUGCCCUAAAGCUGGCAUCGCCGCCAUCUACCCACAUCUCUGUUCUGAUUUCCAUCCUGAGUGGGACAUCUCUUGUCAUCACAGCCUUCAAGGGUUUGUCAAGUGUUGAACCUCUGGAGUACCUGUAUGCACCUCUGGCUUUAAUCCUCCAUAGUCUCUCUCUGACCUGGCUGGCUAAAGUUACUGAGGCUGAGCGCUGCCGCUCCCCUGAUGCCCAGGCCUCCAUUUUUGACAUCUACUACACCCAGCUGGUCAACCAGAGCUGGGUGCUGGGUCUCCUGUGGCUGCUGCACCCAGACAGUCCCUGGCAUGUGUUGAGUCAAGGCAGCUGGCACAGCCUGCUCUUCCAUGGAUACCUGCUCGCUAUUCUCCUGCUGGGGAUGGUACUGAACUUCCUAGUUGGUAUAUCAGCUCUGUGUAUCUCACCGCUUUCUGCUGCACUGCUCCACUCAGCAAGGCAGGUGGCACAGCUGUUCUUCCAGCUUCUGUAGCUACACUUUAACUGUAUCAGUGAGACAUAUGCAACACACAUCAUUGAUGAAUGUUUUUUUUUUUAUUCUGUGGAGAAUGACAAGUUACCUUUUGACUUUUAUCUCACAGUCUCAUGACCUGUGUUUACUGAGGCAAACACAAAAUAUGUUCAGCUAAGUUAAAAUACAGAAUG
Messenger RNA from Toxotes jaculatrix (banded archerfish), 1331 nucleotides. RefSeq lists its product as uncharacterized. NCBI's taxonomy places the organism in Eukaryota, Metazoa, Chordata, Actinopteri, Toxotidae. The transcript has 5 exons. Bases 223 to 1158 code for a protein of 311 amino acids. The record is from RefSeq and is a predicted model, not a curated record.